UUGUUCCCAUACUUCGGGGAUGUCGAGCUAAGAGAUUGGAUCAUCACGAUCUGGGCUCAGUGUCAUCUUCAUACGCAACGGCAGUCCUCCAAGAGAAUAAAAGAAGAGCUACUACUGGCAGAAGGUGCUAACCCCGAAUCUAACAAUUCCACUGGGGAGACCCCACUGUUGUGGACAGCAAAGAAUGACCACGAAGCAAUGGUCAAAUUUCUUAUCGAGACAGGGGAUAACCUUAAGACCCAGAGCCUUGAGGAUACGCCAUUGUGUUUAGCGGCACGAAACGGGCACAAAAUAGCAGUCAAUCUGCUUCUUGGAAUAUCAGUCUGUCCAGACUCCAAAAAUUUAGAUGGUCAGACACCCCAAUUUUGUGACGUAGAGUUUGGAUAUGAGGCUGUUGUCAAGCUGCUUCUUGCCGAUAAUUCCAGCGGAGAGACGUCACUUUCUUUAGCGGCGGAAAACGGACUUGAGUCCAUAGUCAAGCUGCUGGCGCCUACGGCCUGA
Messenger RNA from Penicillium odoratum, 501 nucleotides. Its product is annotated as ankyrin repeat domain-containing protein. The record is from RefSeq and is a predicted model, not a curated record. Gene Ontology annotation, molecular function: protein binding. Lineage: Eukaryota; Fungi; Ascomycota; Eurotiomycetes; Eurotiales; Aspergillaceae. The transcript is spliced from 3 exons.